GUGGGGAGCGCCGGCGCCCGGGCCCGGAGGCGCGCAGAUAGGUCCGGGCCGGACGUCCCCGGUCACGGAGGAGGAGCGGAGCCGAUCCAGGAAUUUUUCAAAUAGAAACUAAUUGCAGCAUUUCCAGUUGACCAGCAUUCAUAGGAAUGAAGACAAUCACAGAGAUGGUGUGUCUAAGAAAUUUCAAAAGGUGUAGACCUCCUGAUUGAAGUACAGUCAAUUUACUGGAUUCAUUUUUUUCUUUCAUUUUAUUUCUGUCCUCCUACAAAGGGAAAGCCAUGAUUACACUAACAGAGCUAAAAUGUCUCGCAGACGCCCAGUCCUGUUAUCACAUCCUGAAGCCAUGGUGGGACGUCUUUUGGUAUUACAUCACCCUGAUCAUGCUGCUGGUGGCCGUGCUGGCCGGAGCCCUCCAGCUCACACAGAGCAGGGUUCUGUGCUGUCUCCCCUGUAAGGUGGAAUUUGACAAUCACUGCGCCGUGCCUUGGGACAUCCUGAAAGCCAGCGUGAACGCAUCCUCCGGUGCCGGGAUGCCACUUCCGCUGCCCCUCAGAAUCCAGAACGACCUCCACCGACAGCAGUACUCCUACAUUGACGCCGUCUGUUACGAGAAGCAGCUCCACUGGUUCGCCAAGUUCUUCCCCUACUUGGUGCUCUUGCACACCCUCAUCUUUGCAGCCUGCAGCAACUUCUGGCUUCACUACCCCAGCACCAGUUCCAGGCUCGAGCACUUUGUGGCCAUCCUGCACAAGUGCUUCGAUUCUCCCUGGACCACCCGCGCCCUGUCAGAGACGGUGGCCGAGCAGUCAGUGAGGCCCCUGACCCUCUCCAAGUCCAAGGUUCUGCUCUCCUCCUCGGGGUGCUCAGCCGGCGACGUGGAUGCCAACAAGCAGUCACUGCCCUACCCACAGCCUGGCUUAGAGUCAGCUGGCAUAGAAAGCCCGACCUCUAGCGUCCUGGACAAGAAGGAGGGCGAACAGGCCAAAGCCAUCUUUGAAAAAGUGAAAAGGUUCCGCCUGCACGUGGAGCAGAAGGACAUCAUCUACAGAGUGUACCUGAAGCAGAUCAUAGUCAAAGUCAUUUUGUUUGUCCUCAUCAUAACUUACGUUCCGUAUUUUUUAACCUACAUCACUCUGGAAAUUGACUGUUCAGUGGACGUGCAGGCUUUUACUGGAUACAAGCGCUACCAGUGUGUGUACUCCUUGGCAGAAAUAUUCAAGGUCCUGGCUUCGUUUUACGUCAUCUUGGUUAUACUUUAUGGUCUCACCUCGUCUUACAGCUUGUGGUGGAUGCUUCGGAGCUCUCUGAAGCAAUAUUCCUUUGAGGCCCUGAGAGAAAAAAGCAACUACAGCGACAUCCCAGAUGUCAAGAACGACUUCGCCUUUAUCCUCCAUCUGGCUGAUCAGUACGACCCGCUUUACUCCAAACGCUUCUCCAUAUUCCUGUCAGAGGUCAGUGAGAACAAGCUGAAACAGAUCAACCUCAACAAUGAAUGGACGGUCGAGAAACUAAAAAGCAAGCUUGUGAAAAAUGCCCAGGACAAGGUAGAACUGCACCUUUUCAUGCUAAACGGUCUUCCCGACAAUGUCUUCGAGCUGACAGAAAUCGAAGUGCUAAGCCUGGAGCUGAUCCCCGAGGUCAAGCUCCCCUCGGCGAUCUCGCAGCUGGUCAGCCUCAAGGAGCUCCACGUGUACCACUCGUCCCUGGUGGUCGACCACCCCGCCCUGGCCUUUCUAGAGGAGAAUUUAAAAAUUCUUCGCCUGAAAUUCACUGAAAUGGGGAAAAUCCCACGCUGGGUGUUUCACCUGAAGAAUCUCAAGGAGCUCUACCUGUCGGGCUGUGUGCUGCCUGAGCAGGUGAGCACCAUGCAACUAGAGGGCUUUCAGGACCUGAAAAGCCUGAGGACCCUCUACUUGAAGAGCAGCCUCUCCCGGAUCCCGCAAGUCAUCACGGACCUCCUGCCUUCGCUGCAGAAGUUGUCCCUCGAUAACGAGGGGAGCAAGCUGGUUGUAUUGAACAACCUGAAAAAAAUGGUCAACCUGAAAAGCCUGGAGCUGAUCAGCUGUGACCUGGAACGUAUUCCACACUCCAUUUUCAGUCUGAACAAUUUGCAUGAGUUAGACCUCAGAGAAAAUAACCUUAAAACUGUCGAAGAGAUCAUUAGCUUUCAGCACCUCCAGAAUCUUUCCUGCUUAAAGUUGUGGCACAAUAACAUUGCUUAUAUUCCAGCCCAGAUCGGGGCGUUGUCUAAUCUAGAGCAGCUCUCUUUGGACCAUAAUAACAUUGAGAACCUGCCCCUGCAGCUUUUCCUAUGCACCAAACUACAUUAUUUGGAUCUAAGCUAUAACCACCUGACCUUCAUUCCGGAAGAAAUCCAGUAUCUGAGUAAUUUGCAGUACUUUGCUGUGACCAAUAACAACAUUGAGAUGCUUCCAGAUGGGCUGUUUCAGUGCAAAAAGCUGCAGUGUUUACUUUUGGGCAAAAAUAGCCUGAUGAGCUUGUCACCUCAGGUGGGUGAGCUGUCGAACCUUACUCAUCUGGAGCUCAUGGGUAAUUACCUGGAAACACUUCCUCCUGAACUGGAAGCGUGUCAGUCCCUGAAACGGAGCUGCCUGAUUGUCGAGGAGAAUUUGCUCAAUACUCUUCCUCCCCCUGUAACAGAACGUUUGCAAACAUGCCUAGAUAAAUGUUGACCUAAAGAGAGAAAAAUUUUUAAAAGUACAUUCCAGGGCUUUAAAUGAGAACUAAAAUUUCCUAAGUUAUAAAGAUGAACAAUGGAUAAUUACGACUAACUAUAACCAAAUGUCUUAUUAUAAUAAGGCAACUCAGUGUCUAAAACAUGUAAAAAGUAUUAACACUGAAACAAAGUUUUGUGAAUAAUUGAUCUUUAACUUAUAGAGAUAUAAGAAGUGUACACUUGGAGGGUAGAAUGGGGCCAUGAAAUUAUUGAAUCUCUACGCUGCAGUUUUUAUCUUUUGAAGAUGAGAUAUUACUUACUUGCAUACUUGUUUUAACUGACUUCCUGUUUUGAUAUUUAUCACCUAGGCCAUAAACUCAUCAACAUAAAUCCCCUUGAGGUACACUCAGCACUGUCUUUGAUUUAUGUUCUUAAAUACUUUAGGCAGGAUGCAUUGUGCUUGGCAGAGUUCCUCCUUGGCUUAAUUUUUACUUCCUGCCCCAGCUUGUUUGAGUCUUCCUUCAUCUGGUUUUCUCUUAACAACAGUGAUGAACCCUGAGAAAGUGCCUGCCUGUGGCCUUUGCACAGAACAGGAGCAGGGUAUUUAGGACAAGUCAUCCUCGGGCCAUCCUGAAAUUUUAAUGUAUCCUCUGCAACUUCUUCUUGUAUAUCAUUGGAGCCUUUUUUAUUUACUACUAAUUUUUAUAUCAAAUGUGAAACAUAUAAAUAUUUUCUAUUGUGUAAUCUUGGAUUCAAAAUCUGUGAGAAUAGUUUUUGUAAGGUACAGAGAACACAUCCUUUUCUUUAAGAACUUACUAUUAAUAUACUUGGUUUCGGCUGCUUACGAGUCUCACGUUUGUGUGCACUUGGCUCCAAAAUGUUUUUGUAGUCUGCAGCUAAUUAUUUCUGGAUAACAAAAGCCUUGUGUUUCGUGCCCUGAAAUAUUUGGGGGUUUCCUUCCAAGAGGAUGGCCACAUCAUCUACCUCUCUCUUCCCUAGUUGCUGUGCUGUUGUACGGGUAACCAUUCUUAAUUACUUCAAAAACUGUGAUGGAGGGGAGAGGUACAGAUUUGGAUCUUUAAAACUGAUUUUCAAACACUGUAGAAAUUAAGUAAAAGUUAAACAAAAUACUUUCUUCUCCAUCUGCAUGAUGUCUAGAUAGGGUUAUAAUGUGAAACACUCAGCCUCUAUUCAUUGUUUAUUGUGGGUUCUCAAAACUCACAAAGAAAUAGAUCUAAUUAACUGAAAUUCAUCUCAUGCCUUUGUCUGACUUUUCGGGAAUACAUUUUGCUCCUUUUUUUUAAUAAAGAGUUUUGUGUUUGGCUUUUUAUUAUCAUGCAUAUUGUGAAAUGAAUAAAGCCGACUGACUCAUUUUGGGGAAAUGUACAUUUUCGAUGUGUUUUUCUCUGUGUCUAGGCAUUGUGAUGCCAUUUCAAACUAUGAAAUAAUCUAUGAACUGCACCUCGACAAAACUGGAAAACACUAUGGGUAAAGAGCACUGUAAACAUGGAAUUGUGAUGUCUGGUAUGUUUUUUCCCUUGCCUUGUCCCUUCCAGAAGGAUGAAAAUGAGUUUUCAAAUUAUGGCCAAAUGUAGCUUUCCUCACCUGCCACACACCUUUGAGCUGACAUUCAGAGAAGAGAAUUGUUCACGUCAAAUAAAAUUUGAGUCAUAGCUAUAAAAAAAAACAUAAAACACCAAAAGCUGCCUAAAACACUGCUGUUUAUUCUGAAUGAGGAGGAACAAUGUAAAAAUGCAAUCCUUACCAAAACUUGCCUUUAGUCAGAACACUCAAGCUCUCAGGGACCCAGGCAUAACUGAUGAAACUUUCUUCUAGGACUUCAGAAAACAGAUUCUGACUCUAUCUAGUUUGUUAUUUUCAAUCUUUUUAAUGUGAGAUCAUUGUCAUUUUAAUGUUUUCCAUCUGUGUUGCACAGUAGAAUUGUUAUGUGUACCGGUUCCAGUGUUGGAUAGGAUUAUCUUGUGUUUGGAACAUGAAUAUGACACAUGGAAAUAUGUUCAUUUGGGGUCAUAUAAUUACUCAUAAUGUGUAUGAAAAAUCUGAUCCCUUUUGAUAAGGAAAAAUUUUCAAAACAAAUUUCAGAUUUACUACCAUUCCCCUGGGGCUUUCCAGGUGGCACAGUGGUAAAGAAUCACCUGUCAAUGCAGGAGCCGUGGGUUUGAUCCCUGGGCUGGGGAGAUGCCCUGGAGGAGGAGAUGGCAACCCACUCCAGUAUUCUUGCCUGGAGAAUCCCAUGGACAGAGGAGCCUAGCAGGCUACAGUCCAUGGGGUCGCAAAAAGUCGGACAUGACUGAGCAGCUGAGCACGUACACACCAUUCCCCUGACAGUUUACAGCCCCUCCUGGCUGGUCACCAGGGUCUGUCCACCUGCAGAAGGCACUAGCUAAAUCUUCCUUAUCACCUGUCUACAUUUCUGGAAGCAAAUUACUAUCAUAAUGAGUUUUGUAAGCUGCUUUCCAAACACAAGGAUUUGGUUACUAGUGCAAACUCCUUUCUUGAUGCAUAAUUUUUAAGUUAACAUUUUUAUUUCAAUCCUACACACCAGUGUUUAGGUAGCUUUGGGAAUGAUGUAGCACAGAUGCCAUGAACUCUGAGACCACUACUCAACAUUCAAAACUGUGGUGUUUGCCAACUUUAAUGCAAUACUAGAGCAGAUCGUCAUUUUGGAAGAGGAUUAUCAAAGAAGCAAAUGAAGUUUAUUUAAUUAUAAUUUUGAGACUAGUUGACAACUUGCUUUCCAAGAAUGUGUAGUGCAUUUUCCAAAAAAUAAAUAUGGAUGUUAUUCAGAACAAAGUUGACAGCUUAUGCUAGCUUGGAUGCAUUUUAUUUACCUACACACACACAGAUACACAAUGAUGAGCCUGCAGGUGCAUCCCUGUGUGUACAAAAUGUAAUUUAUUCAUUUUGGAUAUGUGUAAUAUUUUUCCAAAUUUGCAAGUGGUUGUAGGUUAAUGCUAAAAUCUUAAUUAUUUUUUAUUCCUUACUUGUAAUCAUGAGCGCUCUAUUCUCUUAGCUAUAAUAUUAAAGUGAAAAAAAUGAAAGUGAAAGUCGCUCAGUCAUGUCCGACUCUUUGCAGCCCCAUGGACUAUACAGUAUAUGGAAUUCUCCAGGCCAGAAAACUGAAGCAGGUAGCCAUUCCAUUCUCUAAGGGAUCUUCCCAACCCAGGGACCAAGCCCAGGUCUCCCAAUUGCAGGCAGAUUCUUUACCAGCAGAGCCACCAGGAAAGCCCAAGAAUACUUAUUAAAACCAAAGUCUCAGACUGGGUCAGCAACCUAGGUGGUUUUGAGCAUUCCAGGUAAAGUGUAGUGAGUGUUCCCUCCCUAAAGUACAUCAAGGUCCAUCUGUGUGGCACACAGAUAAGGUGUCUCCAUUCUUCAUCCUUCGUCUUCAUUUUCUCCUGAUAUCACCAUGUUUUACUGUCACUUAGCAAAUGUUUGUGUUAAACAGGGUAAACAGAGAUGCCAGUAUCUCAUCGUUGUGGCAUAGCUCCAGUGUAUGUGCUGUGGGGAGCUGCAGUGAGUUAUCUGUAUAAAAUUAUUGUUUGAUAGUGGAAAUAUUUGUUUCUGUUCUUCGGGUGUCUCAGGAUUUAAAUUUUGUAUGUUGAAUUAAAAUAUUGCAUAAUAUUGAUGGGUUCAAAACCAUUAAAAUAAUCAAACAAUUA
Messenger RNA from Dama dama (fallow deer), 6360 nucleotides. It is a transcript of the gene LRRC8B, whose product is annotated as leucine rich repeat containing 8 VRAC subunit B. Gene Ontology annotation, molecular function: protein binding. The transcript has 5 exons. NCBI's taxonomy places the organism in Eukaryota, Metazoa, Chordata, Mammalia, Artiodactyla, Cervidae. The record is from RefSeq and is a predicted model, not a curated record. Bases 279 to 2693 code for a protein of 804 amino acids.